GGAGGGGCGUGGCGUAAGGUCUGGCCUCUCCCGAGCCUGGGGCGAGCAGCUGAAGGACUGACUAGGCUAGGCCCCGGGUUAAAUUGGGGUCCGUUCCCGUGUGCACGUUCUGGAUGAGAGGACGAGUAAGACUAGGACGAGUAAGACUAGUUAACCCGAGAGAGCCCGUGCCGAAAUUGACUUGCAGCGUCCAGCACUCUAGUUGCGAAGAGGAACUGCAGCCUUGCUGUUGCCUCAACAGGUCUUUUGUCCAUAUCCCCUCUGCUCCUCGCAUCCCGUUUUCCACGGUUCCUAAGAGUUGAGGAAAAGGCAUGCCUUUGCCUUCUACAUGGCUUCUGGAGUUGGUGGAAACUUUAUCCAGAAACUUUUGAUAUACUUAUUCACCAAGGAGUCUUCCUCCCUUCUCUCAAACCUUCCUUCUCUGUGAACUUACUCCCCCCCUGGCCUUUCCCAAACCUGAACCAAAAGUUAGCAGUCUUUCUUCCCUGUACUCAUGGCGACCUCCACUGCUAGUCCCAGUUCGCCUCUUCGAGCAGAAGAUCUCCUGAGUGAUUCAUCAGAGCCCCCUGGGCUCAACCAAGUGUCCUCUGAGGUGACUUCCCAGCUCUAUGCUUCUUUGCACCUCAGCCGGCAGGCCGAGGCUACUGCUAGAGCUCAGAUGUAUUUAGCCUCCUCUUCCCCACCUCCUCAUGAGGCAUUUGAUGGCUUGGCUCAAGAGCUGAGUCGCAGCUUGUCAGUUGGAUUGGAGAACAACUUGAAGAAAAAGGAUGGUUCCAAGCAUAUCUUCGAGAUGGAAAGUGUUCGGGGUCAGCUCCAGACCAUGCUCCAAACCUCACGUGAUAUGGCCUACCGGGCUCCCCUCACUUCAGGAGCUGGCCCAGAAAGACGAGACGACGACUCCUUUGACAGUGAAAGCACAGCUACCUUGCUCAACACCCGGCCUCUGCAAGACUUAUCUCCAUCCAGCUCUGCCCAAGCUCUGGAGGAAUUAUUUCCCCGCUAUACCAGCCUUCAAACAGGGCCCCCACUUAACCCACCAGAUUUUCAAGGGCUGAGAGAGGCACUGGACUCAGAGCACACCCGUCGCAAGGUGAGAUGCAAAGGCUUUCUUCUGGAAACAGUAACCCGUCUAGAGCAAAGUCUUUCUGAAGCUAUGGAGGCUCUGACUCGUGAACAGGAAGGAGCCAGACUACAGCAUCGGGAGCAAGAGGCCCUGGAGGAGGAAAGGCAAGCUCUGGCCCUGAGCUUGGAGGUAGAGCAGCAGCGGUGCCGUGCCCUGCAGGACGAACGGGAUGAGGCUCGUGCUGGGCAGCUCAGUGAGCUCCGGAAGCUGGAGACUCUUCAGGUUACCCUAGAAGAAGAGCGGCAGGCUUGGGCCCAGCAAGAGCUCCAGCUAAAGGAACGCCACCAAGCACUGCAGGAAGAAAGCCAGGCUCAGCUGGAAAGGGAAAAGGGGAACAGUCAGAGGGAGGCCCAGGCAGCCCGGGAGGUCCAGCAACAGUUGGCGCUGGUGCAGGCCGAGGUGCGGCGUCUGGAAGGAGAGCUGGACACAGCUCGGAGAGAAAGAGAUGCUCUGCAGCUGGAAAUGAGCUUGGUUCAGGCCCGGUAUGACAGCCAGCGGAUCCAGAUGGAGUCAGAGCUGUCUGUGCAGCUGGAGCAGCAGGUGACAGAGCGGCUGGCGCAGGUGCAGGAGAACAGCCUGCGGCAGGCAGCCUCCCUGAGGGAGCAACACAGGAAGCAGCUUCAAGAGCUCAAUGGACAGCAUCAGCAGGAACUGGCCACCCAAUUGGCUCAGUUCAAGGUAGAAAUGGCAGAACGAGAGGAACGGCAGCAGCAGGUGGCUCAGGACUAUGAGCUCAGACUGGCACGGGAGCAAGCUCGAGUUCGGGACCUACAGAGUGGGAACCAGCAGCUUGAAGAACAGCGGGUGGAGCUGGUAGAACGACUCCAAGCCAUGCUUCAGGCCCACUGGGAUGAGGCCAAUCAGCUGCUCAGCACCACACUCUCAUCUUCUAACUCGCAAGUUCCUCCUGCUGAGCCCUCUAGCCCUGGGUCUUUGGAGCCAGAGAAGGGGGAGAGGAGAAUGUGGAGUGUGCCUCCUGCAGCUGUGGCCCUGAAACCUGUGCUGCAGCAGAGCCGGGAAGCAAGGAGCGAGCUGCCUGGAAUACCUCCUGCCCACUGCAGUUCCUCUCCUGAUCUUAGUCUCCUGCUGGGGCACCCUUUCCAGAGCCAGAACUCCUUCCAGCCCCUAGAACCCAAACCUGAUCUUGCUCCAUCUUCAGCUGGGAUCUUCUCGGCACUGGGGACCUUUGAUGCUGAUCAAAGGGCAGAACGGCCAUUUCCUGAAGAAGAUCCUGGAUUGGAUGGGGAUGGUUUCCUAAAGCCAGCACUGCCACCUGCAUCUCAGCUCCAGGGUCUUAAGAAUUUUUUGCAGCAGCUGCUGGAGACUGUACCCCAGAACAAUGAGAGCUCUGUUGACCUGUUGCCCCCUAAGUCUGGUCCUCGAAGUGUCCCAUCUUGGGAAGAAGUCCCUCAAGUGCCACGGCUUCCACCCCCGGUCCAUAAAACUAAAGUUCCCUUAGCCAUGGCAUCUGGUCUCUUCCGGGUCCACGAGCUUCCCUCAUCCCAUUCCCAAGACAGUGGUCCCAGUACUGGUUCUCCAGAGAGAGGUGCAGAAAUGCCUAACUCCCCAAGGCAGCUGAUGGAGUUGUCUCAGCUAUUACGACUGUACCAGGCCCGAGGUUGGGACACUGUGCCUUCUGAGGACCUGCUUCUCUCCCUGAAGAGGCUAGAGCACAGCAGGACUGAUGGCCGAGGGGAGACUGUCCCCAGAAGGAACACAGACUCCCGCUUGGGUGAGAUCCCCCGGAAAGAGAUCCCUUCCCAAGCUGUCUCUCGUCGUAUUGCUACAGCCCCUAAGACUGAAAAAGCUCCUGCACGGAAGAAAAUUGGGCACCCUGCCCCCAGUAGCGUGAGGAGUAGGGGUGGGGUCUGGAGAUGAGCUCCUACCCUUUCUAAGGGCUUUCUUCUCCUCUUCCUCUUCUGCUUUUUAUUUCAAUAAAUGGUUAGUAUGUAUUAGAGUCUCUGACUCAGAGGAAUUUGGGAAAUGGGGUUCUACAGGAAGGCUACUUUGUAAAAAAAAACAACAACCCUUUAUUCUAUUUCAGUAUUUUGUAUAUGUUACAUAUUUAUACGCUAUUUUCUGUGGGAAAAGAUCAAUACUAUGUAAGAAUUCUAUGAAUUCUGGAAGUUGGAGUGAGCUGAAGUUCAGUGUUGGUAUAGAGUAAAAUCUAUAGAGUGAUUAGUGAUUGGUACUAGAAUUAUGAAUGACCCUUACUUUCUUUUUUAUACAUUUUUUGUACUUUAUAAAUUUUCUAAAACACAUGUUAUUUUAACAAUCAGAGGGGAAAAUUGUUAAUAAAAGAAUAAGCUGUUGUG
Molecule: messenger RNA, 3438 nt
Organism: Dipodomys ordii (Ord's kangaroo rat)
Lineage: Eukaryota; Metazoa; Chordata; Mammalia; Rodentia; Heteromyidae
Gene: Cntrob
Product: centrobin, centrosomal BRCA2 interacting protein
Exons: 17
Coding region: 494-3001 (835 amino acids)
Biological process (GO): mitotic cytokinetic process; regulation of cilium assembly; centrosome separation
Cellular component (GO): centriole; centrosome
Source: RefSeq, a predicted model, not a curated record